CUUCAUCUUCAUCUUCAUAUUCGAAUUGCAGUUAAUACCUUAAACAAAACAAAAACCAUGGUUUCAGCCCAAAACCUUCCAUCAGCUACUACGCUUAUAACAGCAUACACGACCGUGGCUGCCUCCGCCCUUCUUGCCAAAACAGUGAUAAACGAAGUCCAAUCCAUGGCCAGUCAGAUCAUACCCCAAGAGAUUCAGCACAACCUACUCUCAAAACUCAAGUCUCUUACUAGAACUCUCCAAUCCCACAUGACUCUCGUAAUUGACGAAUUCGCCCAUGAUGGGAUUACCAAAAAUGACAUCUUUACUGCCGCUGAACUUUUCCUCAGAUCUAAACUCGCCACUUCACUUUCAAUUGCUAGAGCCAAGAUCCUCAAGGGACCCGACGAGAACGAGCCUUCUCUCUCUGUCUUCAAUGGGGAAAAGAUCGAGGAUUCCUUCCAAGGAAUUCAUGUCGUCUGGGAACUGUCUUCAGUGCAAGUUGAAAAGAAGAACUUGAACUAUGAAGGCAUCUUUUCUAGUGAAAAAUCGGAGAAGCGAUCUCUGGAGCUAAAAUUCCACAAGAAGUUCAACGACCAGAUUCUUUCCAAGUACAUUCCACACUUGCUGGAGAAGGCCAAGUUCAUGAAACAAGAAAAGAAGACGGUUAUGCUUCACGAUCUAGGAAACUUCCUUAGAGCAGUCAAACUGAACCAUCCUUCCACUUUUGAAACAAUGGCAAUGGACCCGACCACCAAGAAGGACCUUAUGGACGAUCUGGAUAGGUUUCUCAAUAGAAGGGAAUUCUAUAGAAGAGUCGGUAAAGCUUGGAAACGUGGUUAUUUGCUUUACGGUCCACCGGGAAGCGGCAAGUCCAGCUUGAUCGCCGCCAUGGCUAACUAUCUCAAAUUUGACGUUUACGAUUUAGAGCUCACCAGCCUCCGAUCGAAUUCAGACUUCAAGAACUUGAUCAUUAAGACGGAGAAUCGUUCAAUUUUAGUCAUUGAAGACAUUGAUUGCAGCACCGAAUUCCAUACCAGACAAGAAUUCAAUACCAGACAACAAUCUUUCUGUGCCAUACAAGAUGUCAAUACCACACAAGCUGUCAAAGGGCUCAGCUUUAUGGAUAAACAGGUGACUCUUUCGGGACUGCUGAAUUUCAUCGACGGGUUAUGGUCGAGUUGUGGAGACGAGAGGAUAAUUGUGUUCACGACCAAUCACAAAGACAAACUCGACCCGGCCUUGUUGAAACCGGGCAGGAUGGACAAGCACAUUCACAUGUCAUAUUGCAGUUUUAGCAGCUUCAGAAUCCUAUGUUCCAACUAUCUUGGAAUAACCCACCACCCGACAUUUGCGCAGAUCGAGGAGCUCAUAAUGGAAGUCGAGGCAGCCCCUGCAGAGAUAGCGGAAGAGCUCAUGAGGAGCGAAGAUGCUGACAUUGUGCUGGAAGGUGUUAUUGCUUUGCUGGAGAAGAAGAAGAACAAAAAGAAGACAGACAUUGAUGAAGGAAAAGAAAAAGAUAGUAACUGUAAAAAUGGAAAAAGGAAGCAAGCUGAUGAUGAUGACGAUGAUGAACCCAAGAUUGUGAAGAAAACAAGAGAAGAGGUCAAGACGGUUGAGGAACAAACAUAGCAUUAACAACUUCCACUGAAACACAUGACCUUAGGCCUUGUGUUUGAAUUAGGGUUGCUGGACAUCAUGAAUUAGUUCCACAUAGCAAAUCCAACAUAGCACGGAUGAAAGAGAAAUACUUUUUUACUUUUGAAAAAGAAUUUCCCGCUUGCGCAUUUCUUCUUCGUCCCGUAUUCCUCUCUCUCCAUGUCACUCUUCUUCCUAGCUCUUUCGAACCAAAAUGCAUCAUUCUCUUGUUUGUAUCGUCAAGCUCUGAUCCAACUUUUGCGAAGCGAAACAAAGUUCUAGUUGUCCUCGAAAAAUAGUAUUUUCUUAAUAAGGA
This is a messenger RNA of Impatiens glandulifera, 1933 nucleotides long. Its product is annotated as AAA-ATPase At3g50940-like. The coding region runs from base 58 to 1611 and encodes 517 amino acids. Gene Ontology annotation, molecular function: ATP hydrolysis activity; ATP binding. The record is from RefSeq and is a predicted model, not a curated record. The transcript has 3 exons. NCBI's taxonomy places the organism in Eukaryota, Viridiplantae, Streptophyta, Magnoliopsida, Ericales, Balsaminaceae.